Molecule: messenger RNA, 543 nt
Organism: Papaver somniferum (opium poppy)
Lineage: Eukaryota; Viridiplantae; Streptophyta; Magnoliopsida; Ranunculales; Papaveraceae
Exons: 2
Coding region: 31-426 (131 amino acids)
Source: RefSeq, a predicted model, not a curated record
AUAAGGCAUGAAGAAGCAACAGAAGUGGAUAUGGAGCUUAGUGAGAUCCCAUCAGCUGAGAGGGAUUCUGACGAAGAAACAAAGAGUGAUGACGAUGAUGAAGACGAAGAUGAUUUAGGAAAUAUUUCUAUAGACUACGACAGUGAUUUCGAGAAAGAUGGAGAUGAUGUUGAAUCAUUUGUGCCAUCAAUCAAGAUAAGUAAAAUAGAAGAUUUGAUACUUAUCAAUACAAUGGUUCUUAAGAAGGUUGCAUUAACUUCGUCUCUAUUCAGAAUUCUUGAAGAGGAAAACCUUGAUAUAGUGUUCGAGAAUCAAUAUAGAACUGAAUGCAAAGUUGCUCAUACUAUUCAAGUAAGAAUUCAACCAGAAUACAACAUUCAACUAUUGGAGAAGAGGCUUCGGAUGUGGGCAGGAGGAUUGUUAUGAACUCACGGGCCAACUUUUAGCCACCCCGUGUAAUUGGCCCUUGAAUCAGUAUAAUUGCUUAAAUUCAAUUGGUUCUUUAAUAGAUUAGUUUAUUAGUUAAGUUACGUGUUUGUAGUU